Molecule: messenger RNA, 2199 nt
Organism: Pelobates fuscus (common spadefoot toad)
Lineage: Eukaryota; Metazoa; Chordata; Amphibia; Anura; Pelobatidae
Gene: SEC22B
Product: SEC22 homolog B, vesicle trafficking protein
Exons: 5
Coding region: 92-739 (215 amino acids)
Biological process (GO): vesicle fusion with Golgi apparatus; endoplasmic reticulum to Golgi vesicle-mediated transport; retrograde vesicle-mediated transport, Golgi to endoplasmic reticulum
Cellular component (GO): Golgi membrane; endoplasmic reticulum-Golgi intermediate compartment; ER to Golgi transport vesicle membrane
Molecular function (GO): SNAP receptor activity
Source: RefSeq, a predicted model, not a curated record
CUGCCAGCGGAGCAGAGGGUGGAGAGAAAUACUUCCGGCCAGCUCAUCUUCAGCGGGACACCGGGCUGAGCUCACUGCUUUCCUCGCUGCGAUGGUUCUGUUAACGAUGAUCGCCCGUGUGGCGGACGGACUCCCUCUGGCAGCAUCAAUGCAGGAAGAUGAGCAGUCUGGGCGGGAUUUGCAGCAGUACCAGAAUCAGGCUAAACAGCUGUUUCGGAAACUGAAUGAACAGUCACCAACCCGAUGCACUCUAGAGGCAGGAGCUAUGGCGUUUCACUACCUAAUUGAGAAGGGUGUGUGCUAUCUGGUUCUUUGUGAAGCUGCAUUUCCCAAGAAAUUGGCAUUUGCUUAUCUUGAAGAUUUAUAUUCUGAAUUUGAUGAACAACAUGGAAAAAAGGUGCCCACGGUAUCACGACCCUAUUCUUUUAUAGAGUUUGAUAAUUAUAUCCAGAAGACAAAAAAGUCCUAUAUUGAUAGUCGAGCAAGAAGAAAUCUUGGCUCCAUCAACACAGAGCUACAGGAUGUGCAAAGAAUUAUGGUUGCCAACAUUGAAGAAGUGUUGCUUCGAGGAGAAGCUCUAUCAGCUCUGGAUUCAAAGGCAAGCAAUCUUUCAACCUUGUCAAAGAAAUACCGCCAAGAUGCAAAAUACCUGAACAUGCGUUCCACCUACGCCAAACUUGCUGCAGUAGCAGUUUUCUCCGUGAUGCUGAUUGUAUACGUCCGAUUCUGGUGGUUGUGAAGAGCCAAGAGAAUGAAAAACAACUGUGAAGAUUAGUGGGGGUUAAAUUGAUAUUGGUCAACACGUUAAUUUCUUCACUGCUGUAGAGGUCAGCUCAGUAGUGAACUGGUUAAUGGUGUGCACUUGAAAAUUAUGAACCACCUUAAAAAGGUGGCUGAAAGGGACAGAGUAUUGGGGGGAAAUAGUCCAUCCAGUCUUAAACCUGGAGCAGCUUUGAACUGACUAACUGCACAUUUCAAGAUGACUAUGCUGUUAGCCAUUUUGCCAUUGAUGUAAAGGUAUAAUUUUUCCCACUUGAUAUUUGCCUUUUGUGCUCAGCCUAAUCUUUUCUUCGUUGGAUAUAAUUCUUUUCCUGCCUGAGGAAAUAAAUUAUGGCUUCUCUGACAGCAGAAGAAUUAAAUGUAGCAUUCUAGAAGAAGACUAGAAGCUGAUGGUUUUAAGACCAAUACACCCGAAGGAAUACAAAUCUUUGAUAUAUUGCAAGAAAUGACUCUUAACCAUCUCAUUGUUGGUUUAAAAUAUGGAUGGCACAUUUUCUGUGUUUUUCUUGUUUACUUCUGGUUGUCUGUAAGGUUUUAUCUAGAAGGUUUUACUGAUCUGUACAUCCUGCUAGUCAUAAUAAUCAUUUCUUUUUCAUCUCUGGACUGCAUUGAACUACAUGCAGUUCUUAAUGUAAUCACAACUAAUGCAGCAUAAUUAAUCCAUCAUUUUUUUUUUGUAUGGAUUUACAAGUUUCCAUGUUAUAAUUUGCCAUUCUUUUCAGUGAAACUAUGUCAAUAUUGCAUCCAUGAGCCUUAGUGUAACUUAAAAUGUCCUCUUACCUAAUUAUCAAACAUGUACAUUUCCAACUUUUAUAUCCAUGAACCAAUAAUUUUAACUUGACCCCUAAUCUAGAAUACAUAGAAGUAGUCUUAAGUUCCCAGCCUCAGAGGGAUCAUGAAAAUAAAUCCUUUGUUUCUAUGCUUGUUUUAAGAUGUUCUAUAUAGUAUUGUAUUUAAUUUGGAAAAUGAGACAAAUAUAUAGUAUGCCUGGCUUCUGCAGAAGGUGUAAGCACAUGUUAUUAGCUAAUUAAUAAAUCGGUUUUCCAUGGAAAAUUCAGAAAGUUGUUUUAUUUUAAACACACCCGAAUCCAUUAUAAAAUUAUUUUAUGGUAUGAUGCUAAAGUUGUGUACUGCUCAUUUUCAAAAAAGAUUAAGCACAUUUUCUUAGGUCUAUGUUGAACAAUAUGUCCUUAACAAUACAUUUUGAAACCUGUUGCUCUUUGCACAUACAGGGGAUUCUCUGAAUCUCUUUACCACAAUAUUGAUCCGACUUCUGUGUGCGAUGGGAUGGAGAAUGCAUUCAUGUGUCAAACAUGAAGACCAUUAUGACCUUGGACACCUGUGUUAUAUUCACUCAUGUGAGAAAUGUGAAGAAUUUGAAAGGAAAUUCUAAGGCCAAAAUAUCUGACCUGUUUUAAA